AUGGAAGAGGAAAAAGCCGCAGCAUACUACGACGAGCUCACUCGAAAAGGCGAAGGAGCCGCAAAAUUCAAACAAGGUCUCGGCUUUUCUACCUCCUCCUCAAACGACGUCGUUCCUAAACCCGGGUCAGCCCUCGCAUCUUCCUCUUCCUUCCUCUCCCAAUUCGUUAAAGCCUCUUCCUCAUCCACCACCCCUUCCGACCCACCCAAACCCGACACAAAAUCCCAGCUCCAAUCCAUUCAAAACAAACUCAAGAAGAAACCCACCACCGAAUCUAGGGUUUCAGAGUCCAGGGACAGCGAUAGAAGAAAAAGACGAAGAAGCAGGAGUAGGAGCAGAGAUAGGUAUAGGGAUUCAAGGAGGCGAAGUAGGAGUAGAGAAAGAUACACUAGUUAUAGAGAUCGUGAUCGAAGCCGAAGCGAUUCGGAUGGUGAUAGGGGUAGAGAUAGGAGGAGGAGAAGAGAAAGAGAGAGGGGGCGAAGGAGGAGUAGGAGUGUGUCUCCUGGUAAACAACGUAGGUCUGAGGUGAGAACAAAUGAUGUUAGGGAAAGAGGGAAAGGGAAGAAUGUUGGGGUUGAUUAUGCAAAGUUAAUUGAAGGUUAUGAUAAUAUGGCACCUGCUGAAAGAGUCAAAGCCAAGAUGAAGCUUCAGCUUUCUGAAACUGCUGCACGGGAUACAGAAAGAGGUGUGGGCUGGGAACGAUUUGAGUUCAACAAGGAUGCUCCUCUUGAUGAUGAGGAAAUCGAAGUUGCCGAAGAUGAUGCAUCCUUAGUCAAACACAUUGGUCAGAGUUUCCGGUUUUCCUCAUUUGAGUCCAAACGAGAAGAACAAAUUCAAGCUGCUCAUGAUGAAGCUAUGUUUGGUGCUACAGCUCCUCCGCCUCCCACCAUCAGUACAGACAGCGAGCCUGAAAGGGAGAAUGAGAAGGAGGUUGAUGAUAAAAAAGACUUAGUUUCAAGCCUCUUAAGUGAAACGGUGCUGGCCAAGCAAAAAGGGUCUUGGCGUGAUCGGGUUCGUCAGGCAUAG
Molecule: messenger RNA, 1026 nt
Organism: Vicia faba (fava bean)
Lineage: Eukaryota; Viridiplantae; Streptophyta; Magnoliopsida; Fabales; Fabaceae
Source: the annotation of a GenBank genome assembly